CUCUAUAUAGGGAUGGAGCCUCCAAAGUCAACCCGGGUGUUUUUUCUUUUUGUAUGGUUUGUAUUGUUUGUCGGUCUAGUUUGUAUUGUUUGUACAGUUCAUACGUUUGUAAUGUUUGUAUGUUUUGUCGCUCUAGUUUGUACUGUUCGUAUGUUUGUAUGGUUUGUACUGAUUGUAAAUCCAGUUUGUAUACUUUAUAAUUUUCCAUAAUACCCAAACUACCCCUGUCAUUAAUUAAAUAGCCCUUCCCACUUUUUAACUAUUAGAUUAAAGUGUCCAGAUCUAAUGGCUAGGAGGGGCUUAGUCAAGUGACUAAGGACCUCCCCUUAGUCAUGGGAUCCGCGCUCCCUAGGUCGCCUCCUUCUUCUUUGCUGCGUGUCAUCCACCCUGUCACUUUGUCCGUACUCUGUCUCCGGCUUGACCUGCUACAGGUUCAACCCGUACCUCGCACGUGCGCUCCCCUUCUCUCCCAUCUCCGCCCACACGUGCCGCCAGCAGCUCUCCUAUUCUCCUUUUCUUCCUUUCUCCUUCUCUUUCUCUCUCUCACUCGCAUUUUUUUUUUGUGGUGCAACAACAAUUGCCUCAUCACCCUCCUCUCUUCUCUACAACCACAACCGCAGCAGCCAACUCGUUUCAAAAAGAAGCCACGAUUCAGAGCUAAUUAUAAAACAAGCAGCUGCCUGAUUCUUUCUUCUGGAAUCUCAGAAAGAAAGAGAGAGAGAGAGAGAGGGAUUAGAGCGGCGUAGAGGGAGAUCGUCAAUUUGUUUCUCUUUAUCUUUUCUUUUUAGCUCUCGAUCUCGUGAGCUGGUAUUUGGUGAUUUCGGUUCUCGAUCUUUGCGGAUUAGCGAUGAGGAUCAGGAAGAGGAAGGUGCCGCUGCCGUUCCAUUUAGUCUCCCCAGUUCCCAUCCCUCCUUCAUUCUUCUCCACAGAUCCCGACCCCACCGCCACUACUGCUACUCCGCCGCCGCCGCUGGUGCAACUCCGGCAAGACCCCUCGGGAACAGGAGCACCGAUUCCCGCCUCCGAUGAUAACAAAGCUGGAGCUGCCGGCUUCGGUUCCAACCCGACUGAUCGACUGAAUCGGGCGGAAAGGAACGGCCACGUCGGCUCUGACGGCAUUGGGUGGGCGCACCCGAUUUACCCGAUUUCGUGGGAGGAUGGAAAAGAUGAAUUUGGGAUCAAGAGGAGCAUACGAGCCAACAAUGUUGCUGCUGCGAGUAUACAUAGCAAGGGAAGUAAGUGCAGUAGUAGUACUGAUCCGGAGAUUUUGGGACAACAACAACGACAAUCAGCUGCUCCCGCUUCUUCUUCCGCUUCUACUUCCCAUCUACCACCUGUACUUGGCGCAAUGUCGACGUGGUGCAAAGAGUAUCCUCAUCUUAAGGACACGAAGAAUGAUAAUAGUCACAAUAACAAGUCGCCAUUGUUAAUCCCAUCUCGGAAGAGAAGCAGCUGGUCAUCUUCUCCCUCCUCCUCGUCUUCAUCCUCAUCCUACUUUGACAUCAAUGGAGAUCCAGCGACGAUCAGGAGCCCAUCGAAUGGUCAGCAAGAAGUUCGACCACAAGCGUAUCAAACUCCUCGUGAUACCAAAGUCGUGCAUGCUGAUCAUAUAAGCGGAAUAGGUGGUGGUGCAAACAGUAAUAAUGACAAGAAGAAGAGAACACCAGCAGGAGGAGGAGGAGGAAGAGGGGGCGGCGGUGGCGUGGUGAUGGAAGGGUCUCGGUGCAGCCGAGUGAACGGGAGGGGAUGGAGGUGCUCGCAGCCAACUCUGGUGGGCUACUCUCUCUGCGAGCAUCACUUGGGGAAAGGCCGUCUGAGAAGCAUUACUACUGCCAGCAACCUCCGACCACCACCCCGUCAAUUGGGCACCAUCGGCACAACUUCAACUACUAUGACUGCUGCAAAUCCUUCUUUGGUUGCACCAAAGACGAAGCCCAAUCCAUCUUUGACGAUGAUCACCUCACCUGUCGUCCAUCCAUUUUAUGAUGGAACAGAUACAAGGACAAAGGGCGUUGGAGUUGUGCUGCCAAGUAGUAGCUAUGGGCUUUACGACGAGGUGGAAGAAGAAGAAGAGAAGAGGAAGCCGCAGCCGCAGUUUGUGUUUCCUAGUAAUAAGAAGAAGUCGAAGCUUGGGACGGUGAAAGCUCGGUCCAUUAGCAGCUUGCUGGACCAACCCGAUAACAGUAAUGCUGCUGUGGCGGCACUGCUCGCUGAUAAUCAUCAUCAUCACAAUAUUAAAUAUUGACCAUCACCAGCAGCAGCGAUCGUUCCACCUCAUAUCUGCCACUGUUAUUACAAUAUAAUUAAUAUGUCCAGCUUAUAUAUUCAGUAGUAGUACUAUCUAUCUAGUGAAGAUGAUCUCAGGUGCAAUUGUGUGAUAACAAGAAUCAGGGCCGGCCAAGAGGGUGUGCCGGUCCGCCCUCCGGCACAGGGCUUUCGAAUAUUAGGGGCUUCUACUUAGAUUCGUUAGUUACCGAUCGAAUAUGAUAGGUUGUUUUUUUUAGUGUAUGAUUGAUAGAUUAUGAAUACGAUGACGAAUUUAAUAGAUAAUUUUAGCUAUAAUAACAAUUGAAAAGGAUCUCACGGAGAAUACGAAAAUAGAGAGAUACUAGAUAAUUUUAAUUUAAACAAUAAAGAAAGAUAUUACAU
This is a messenger RNA of Linum trigynum, 2649 nucleotides long. Lineage: Eukaryota; Viridiplantae; Streptophyta; Magnoliopsida; Malpighiales; Linaceae. The record is from the annotation of a GenBank genome assembly.